Juglans regia (Persian walnut) is the source of this 1148-nucleotide messenger RNA. RefSeq names its product probable carbohydrate esterase At4g34215. The transcript has 2 exons. The record is from RefSeq and is a predicted model, not a curated record. The coding region runs from base 213 to 1133 and encodes 306 amino acids. NCBI's taxonomy places the organism in Eukaryota, Viridiplantae, Streptophyta, Magnoliopsida, Fagales, Juglandaceae.
CUCACAGGUUUAUUAAAUGAACACUACAGUACUCCGUAUUUUUACGCCAAAACUGUCAGAAAUAUUCAACAUACAGAAUGAGAAGCAAGCAUAUAUAUGUCUUGCUUGCUUUCGACGUGAUUAAGGAGAAAAAGAGGAUCAUCGAUCCCUCCCUUCACUUCCCAUGCACAAUACUGCGCCUGCAAAGUGAAAGAGAAAACUAGAAAAGGGAUAUGGAACCCUUGUUCUUCUUAGUCCUUCUCGUUCAAAUUUGGUCGGUGAGGCCCCAUGAUCAACUCCUAAACAAAAAUAUAUUCAUCUUAGCCGGACAGAGCAACAUGGCCGGACGUGGAGGCGUCGUUAGCAAAACUAUCACCGGCGGCGCUGCCACAUGGGACGGCAUCGUACCUCCCCAGUGCAAACCCGGCCCCUCCAUUCUCCGACUCAGCGCAAACCUCACAUGGGUUUUAGCACAUGAGCCUCUGCAUGCGGACAUUGAUGUCAAGAAGACAGUUGGGGUUGGACCAGGCAUGGCUUUUGCCAACGGAGUCUUGGCCAAAGACCCCACCUUUGGGGUCAUUGGCCUGGUGCCUUGCGCGGUCGGUGGGACUAAGAUAAGAGAGUGGGGUAAAGGGACUUUCCUUUACAAACAGUUGAUGAGGAGGGCUCGGUCUUCGUUGCAAGAUGGUGGCACUAUUCAAGCGCUUCUUUGGUAUCAAGGCGAGAGCGACACAGUGACAAAAGAAGAUCAUACCGAUUAUAAGAGAAAGCUGGAGAGGUUUUUCUCGGACUUUCGGGAUGAUUUGCAGUCUCCUUUGCUCCCAAUAAUCCAGGUGGCUCUGGCGUCAGGUUCAGGACCUUUUAUAAAGAUUGUUAGAGAAGCUCAGUUGGGAAUUGAUCUCUUGAACCUGCGAACAGUGGACGCCAAGGGUCUGUCACUUGAGCCGGAUGGUCUGCACCUAACCACACGAGCCCAGGUUCGACUAGGCAAGAUGUUGGCUGAUUCAUUCCUUCAUUUCUUACCCACUUCCCCCAUCCUCACCCCCACUUACACUAGUACUGGUCCUCCUUUAAGGUGUUCCAACUUUAUUUUUUACAUUUUUUUGUUAGCUCUUCUAUUAAGAUGCAUCAGGAUGAUCCUAGUUACUUUCUGAAUAAGUUGUUCUUUC